AUGGCUCGAGCCAAAUCUAACAAGAAGAGCAGCGACACGUUGAACCAGCGCCUGGCUCUCGUCGUGAAGUCGGGCAAGAUCUCUCUCGGCUACAAGUCGACGCUGAAGGCCCUGCGCCAGGGGAAGGCGAAGCUGAUUAUAAUGGCUGCCAACACGCCGCCUCUGCGCAAGUCGGAGCUCGAGUAUUAUGCGAUGCUCAGCAAAACCCCCUUGCACCACUUCGCCGGCAACAAUAUCGAGAUGGGAACCGCAUGUGGCAGACUUUUCCGCUGCAGCACCAUGGUCGUUCUCGACGCGGGCGAUUCUGAUAUCCUCAACGAGGGUGUCUAG
This is a messenger RNA of Cordyceps militaris CM01, 330 nucleotides long. RefSeq names its product 60S ribosomal protein L30-2. NCBI's taxonomy places the organism in Eukaryota, Fungi, Ascomycota, Sordariomycetes, Hypocreales, Cordycipitaceae. Gene Ontology annotation, cellular component: cytosolic large ribosomal subunit. The coding region runs from base 1 to 330 and encodes 109 amino acids. The record is from RefSeq and is a predicted model, not a curated record. Gene Ontology annotation, molecular function: structural constituent of ribosome; RNA binding. The transcript has 3 exons.